UGUCAUUCGUCAAAGAGCAAGCUACAGAUAGUUUCGUGCUUGAAUAAUUUAUUUUCGUUUUCUUUCUUGGUAAUAUUGGGUUAAAGAUGUCAAAUAAUGGACGGAAACGCGCGGCGCCUGCGUCGGGUCGUCCCACGAAGAUCAGGAAGCCUCGCAAGCCAGUCUCGGAAGACGAGGACAGCAAUGACUCAGUGGUAUCUGAACAGCAGCAGGAGGCACCCCGGACGCCUUCCCCCCUCGGAGACGAGCCCACCAUUAAAUUACCAGAGGAGUUGCUGAAGACAUUUUACAAGACCCCUGGGGUUUUAAUGAUUGCCGGUCUCGUCUCCUGGGAUCUGGUGGCCAAACGCGAGAACAAUCCAGCCAAACGAACGCACCCCAACCUUUACACCUUUCAUAAGUUCACAGAUCGCAGAUACCGCCUCAUAGUAAGCGGAUGCUCUGCAGGUCACUCGGUGCUGGUUUCAGAAGAAGGGGAAGCUUAUACGUUCGGCCGCAACACCUGUGGACAGCUGGGCUUCGGAGACACCGUGACCAGGAACGUACCGGAACUUGUUCCAGCUCUGAAAGGGCUGAACAUCAUCCACGCGGCAGUCGGGAGGCACCAUACUCUUUUUGUCACAGACACCGGCACAGUGUAUGCAUGCGGUGACAACAAAAGCGGCCAAUGUGGCGUAGGCAACACCACCGCACAGAUUCUAAAGCCGACCCGCAUCCGUUACAGUGGCGCCCCCAUCGUGAAAGUGGGUUGCGGUGCGGAGUUCUCCAUGAUUCUGGACUGCAAUGGUGCACUCCACUCUUUUGGUCUGCCGGAGUAUGGACAACUGGGCCACAACACUGACGGCAAAUACUUUGUGACCUCGACGAAGCUGUCUUACCACUUCGAGCUGGUCCCUAAGCAUAUAGCUCUGUUUUUCGAGAAGUCCAAAGACGGCCACGUGGCCCCCGUGAAAGAUGUUGAUAUUGUGGAUUUCUCGUGCGGGAACAAUCAUACGGUCGCCAUAGAUUCGAAGAAGCGCGCUUACAGCUGGGGUUUCGGCGGUUUCGGCCGCCUCGGUCACGCCGAACAGAAGGACGAGUCUGUGCCUCGCCUCAUCAAGUACUUUGACUCUCAGUCUCGCGGUGUGCGCUCGGUGCAUUGCGGGGCAACUUACAGUCUCGCCGUCAACGAACUUGGAGCCCUUUUCAUGUUUGGUCAGACGAAGAGGACAGGGGAGGCGAACAUGUAUCCGAAACCAGUGCAAGACCUCACUGGCUGGAACAUACGCAGUGUGGGAACUAGUUACACGUCCAUUGUAAUAGCUGCAGACGACUCGCUGAUAGCCUGGGGUGUCUCGCCGACCUAUGGAGAACUGGGAACGGGUGAAAUUAACAAAUCCACCGCCCGCCCCAAAGAGGUGAGCCGUAUGGACGGCCUGAACAUAACCCAGGUGACCAUGGGUUUCUCACACACCCUGCUGCUCUGCGACGACUCCUCGGAGGAGGUUAAGCAGAAGCUGACCACAAUCCCCACCUUCAACCCUUAGAUCAGUAAGUUUUCAAAUGAUUCGUGUUUGAUUAUUAUCAUAGAAUAAUUUGUACCUCGUCAUAUAACGGAUCGUUUAUUUAAAUUAUACAUAUAUAUAUAUAUAUAUAUAUAAAAUUAUAUAUAAAACGUCUACUACCAACUUGCCGAUGCGAUGUCUCGCGACAAUCGAUUUGAUAUUGAUAGUGGGAUUUGAAAAUUGUAAUAAUGAUUGAAGAUAAAUGUUAAGGACGCAUUUUAAAAUUUGAUUUAGUUUAGUUUUAAACGAAACAAUAAAUUGUCACAAUGAUGAAAGAUCAAUGUGAACUUACGAUUAAAUACUUUUUUUUUCACGAAACGCUUAUUAUAUUAACGCAGAAUGUGACUACAGCACUCAAAAACGAACGGAAAAUGAAAGAGCCAAAUAGCUGAACGUGGCCAUUCAGUCUUUUCAAGACUGUUGGCUCUGUCUACCCCGCUAGGGACAUAGACGUGACCAUAUGUAUGUAUGUAAAUGAAACAGUAGUGCGUCAAUCGUAGAAUUCAGUAUAAAUAUAAGUGUGGUCAGUACUGGUGACUAGUCCACCUAAACAUUGUUUAAAAUCAGCUUUAAAACUAUGUACAUGAUAGUAACAUUUAUUUUGUGACACGACAUUCUCAUAGACCAAUUUGUAUGGUGUCACAUUUGUGUGUCAAUUCGGACACUAAUUUAUCAGUGUAUUAAUAUAAUUUUAUUUUUAAGCUAACAUAACGAUGUUAUGUUUAAGUUUUAGUUUAAUUUAAAAUAUUAGAUUUAGUUUUUUUUUUUUAUUUGUUAUACACUUUUGCAGAGUGAAUUAAGACUUCAAUCUGAAAAUGCUGUGAUUGUAAGAAAUUACAAUUUAUCAACGAAUGAGAUAGGCAGAGAAUAUGUGUCCCCAUACCUUUUAUUAUUCUCUAUAUUAUAUAUUUUUAAAAUAUAAAUACAUUUUUACAGAUAUGUAUGUAAAAUACUGGCCAGGGCGUGAUGUGAAAACAUACUUAUUCUGAUUAAUCUGUGUCUUGUAUGUUUAAUUGAUAUAUGUAUGUCUUUGUUAUAAAGUAUAUUCGGGUUUAGUAUCCCAUGACCAGAGAUCGGAUAUUCGGAUGCAUAUUUACCUAAAGUUGGGGUGUUGGGUUAGUAUGGAACGUACUUCUGUAAAAAAAUGACGCGAUAUAAUUCUGAAAUCUCCCGGUAGGUAGGUAAUUUUUUAAUAAUAUGAUCAUCCAUCACUUAUGUUUAUAAAGGUGUUUAUCAUACCUAAUAUACAAUAAGUUUCAAUUUCUUGUUUAAUAAAAUUUCCGGGAUUCAAAAUAAUUCGAAUCCCGUAAGCAAGAAGCCGCCUCCAUACUUUCUUAGCCAAAAUAUUAGUUUAGGUAAAUAUGCAUCCGAUUAUCCGAUCUCUACCCACGAAACAAGUCAGGCACUUACAUUGGGAGUAGCCCAAUCUGUGUAAUUUAUCUCGCAUAAAUUAUUAUUUAUUAACGGAGUGGAUCACGACAUGAACAAACGGACAAUGCAUUGACAAGACAUUGUUUUUUUACAUAAAAAUUAAUUAUACACGGUCUCAAACCAUAUUAAAAAGCUAUAAGAAUAACGCUCACUAAAGCAAGACUUGAACCAGUGAAAAACUAUAACAGGAUAAUGUAGAGUAGAUAAAUAUUACCAGAUUAAAGUAAAAAUUGAUUUAAACACGAAUCAAAAUAAAUGAUGCAAAAGACUGAUACUAAUAUCAUUAUUUUCGCCUCUAAACAGAACUGCAAUAUCAUGAGAAAAUUAAAAAUAAGCUUACUUUGCCUUACUGCUUAUAUGGCGUUCAUGUAUAUAAUCGGAUUUGAACUUUAUAAAAAAAACAAUAGUAUGACUGAGACUGUACAAGGCGAAAAAUAAUUUUAUGAUCAAUAGAAGCGGUAAUUUAAAUCAUUAAGACUCCAUUAUUUUAACGCAGGGUAGUUGUAUUAUUAUGCACAGUUUCAUUUUAUAGUGCAGGGUGUUCCUGAAACUAGAAUCUUUUCUUGGCUCAGCAUAGAUAAUAAAAUUAAAAAAAUAUUAUAAAAGACAUAACACUUUGAGAUGUUUGAAAAACCUGUGUGUCAUAAUGAUCAUUUUAAUUGUUCUUCUCAAUUUUUUUUUAUCUCAAUUUAAAUAUUUUGAAAGGUGACAUGCGCUUGCUUCAUUGGUUAUGUAGUAAAAAUGUAGGGCUUUUAAAAAAGACUAAUUUUAAAUGCGUGACUAAUAAUAAGUAUUUUAAUACAAUAAUAGUCACAAGAUGGAUUAGUAGCAACAAGUCAUAAACGCAAACUCGACAAAUUCGCAAUUCGUCAUUCUUACAACGCGUCAUUUUCGCAACCCAUCAUGCGAAACUAUGCUAUUGUAUUUCUCUCAUUUCUACAAACGCUAUAUUCCAUUAACGUUAUAAAUCGUGAUGACGAGUUGCGCACGCGUAACAUGUUGCUAAUCCAAUCUGCUAAGUAAUUUGAAAACCACAAAUUAUAUUUACAAAAGGGAAUGCUUAGAUGGUUUGGUCAUGUCAAUAGGAUGAUACUAUUUAGAUAAGAUUAUACAGUCUUGGCCAAAAGUCUUAGACACCUCAUAAAUUUACACAAUGCAUGUUUACUAUUGAAACAAUUAAUAAAAUACUUAUCUUUAAUGUAUUGUCAGGGUUAUAAAACGUUACCUGGCACAGUAGGCGGCAUAUUUUGUGGUCAUAAAAAACCCUGGUCACCAAAAACAAAAGAUUUCGGUUUCUUGUAAUCUCAUCAGUCAUUAUAUGACCAGUUGUGUUCUAGACUUCAACUAGUAAACAAGCUAUCAUUUCUGUUGAGCGACAAAUUGACAUCAUAUUAAUUCUUAAAUGCCCAAAAUAGUAAAAUUACUAUUGGAAAUCGAGUGAAAAUUGAACUUUUACACGAACAAGGGGGAUCCCAGAAAGAAAUCGCCAAGUUGGUGAAAUGUUCACGUUGCGCUGUACAGUCUGCCAUCAAACGGUUUACCGAGACCGGUACCCACGACGACAAACCACGAGCAGGCUGAAAACGUGUGACUACGGAACGCGAAGAUAGAAAAUUGAUUCGAGAGUCACUGAAAAAUAGGAAAAAAACUUCAUCCGAGCUUGCUGCUGCCUUGUCAGAUGAAAUCGGAGAGUCAAUUAGUUCGCGAACCGACAGAAGAAGACUCGGGGAAGCAGGCCUAAAAGGGUGCAAAGCCAGGAAGAAGCCUUGGCUGUCAGAAGUGCCUAGAAUGGGCUUUAUUGGCUUAUGACAUGCUUGGGCUAAUGUGGUGUAGUCUGAUGAAUCUCACUUUGAGAUGAGUCAAUUCUAGUAGUUUUUGUAUAAUUAAGAAAGUUUCCUUUUUAGUUCCACUCUAAUAUUUAUUUAUUAUUUAUUUAAUUAUUUUUAUUUAUUUAUUUACUUUUCAAAUUACAAAUUAUAAUUAAUUUCCUAAUUGGUAUAGUUUUUGUUGCUUGUGCCUAAGACAUUUGGCCAAGGCUGUAUGUGUCUGAUAUAACGAAUCUUUACUGAAAACUGGUGCGAAGCCAAUAUGUAAUCCGAGUAAUGGGCGUCAUUUGAGUGUGUAGUAUGUAUGAACUAGUUAAUCAGCAAAUUUACGAGUGCCGUGUGGUUUCCGGCACUUUUUAAAAGAAUAGGACCACUCCAUCUCUUUCCCGUGGAUGUCGUAAGAGGCGACUAAGGGAAUACAGGCACAUUCAUCUAGAGCAAGCUUCCAUUCUGGUCAGGUAGCGGAGACAAACGUUGUGUAUGCUAGCUAGGUUUUAUACAGCCAUAAACAUAUGAAACAGACAACUAGCAAUCGCUCGUUCUCUUUAAACUUAGUUUUUAAAAUCAAAUUUAUAAAUUCAAAAGUACUUUUGAAAAUGAAGGAUAUAAAUAUGGAAAAACAUGUGAACUUUUUUUUUAUUUUGUAACACCUGAUGUAACCAUGUUUUAUGUGAAUAAAAAAUAUAUUAUUAACAUAGAUAAAAUUGCACUCAUGUUAAUAAUGUCGUCGGCAAUAACUGCCCAAGUUCAGAAUAAACCAAGCAAGGUCACACCGACCACGGAAAACUAUUCAGGUUUCCAAAAAAGCAACAACUAUCUAGUUUAAAACAAAGCGAAAACUAGCCAGGUUCAAAUUCUUGUGCUCUCAAUGUGCAGUUGUUGUAAGAGUCACGCGGAAUAGUCACAAGUUUCCGCGUGACUCGAUGUAACCACAAGAUGGAUCUUACACAACUUAAUAAAGUAACGACUUUCGUAAAAAAACAUUUAAUAUCCAAUGAGUUAGCUGAAACACAUAGGCGAGUUUGGUCCAAUGUUUAAGGAAUUACUUCGUCGCGAUGGAUGAGAAUAGCAACUCUUUGUAAAACGCAAUCACGCCACGCAUGCGCAACUUCGCAUUGUCGCAUAUCGUCAUGUUCGCAGUUCGUCAUGAAUUAACGAGCUAUUACAUUUUUCUCAUUUAACAAUUUUUUUUUGUGGGCUAAAUUGGCCCACUGACAUUAUGAAUGUCACAUGUUGCGUCGCGUCUUGAUGUCCGAACCGGUGAAUAAAUUUGAAUGAAAAUUAGACUGUGAACAAUUUGGAAGGGAAACUGGGUCUGCAAUCAAAUCAUAUAAUAUUUUAUUCAUCAUUGGUCUUUUUGUCUUAUUUAACAAUAACACGCAUCGUUUUAUAUUUAUUUUAAUAAAACAGGACAUUACACCUCGCAUAAGACAAGACAAAAACACCAAUGACAGAUAAAAUAUUUUUGCAUUCGAAGACAUUUUCUCCUUGUGUGGCUAGAUUUCACACGAAUCUGUUCGUCGUUUUGUACUUCGACACGUGAUAAAAUCACACGUGUCAUUUCGAAUUUUAGUGAGCCAAUUGUAUCCCAUGAUGAAGAAAGUUGUGAAAUGAUAGAAAUAUAAUUGUUCAGUUUUGCAUGGCUAGUUGCGAAAAUGACCAAAUGCGAAAAUGACGAGUUGCUACUAAUCAUUCGCGAUUAGUCCAAUUUCGGGAUUGGUUUAAAAGGGGCCCUUAUUAAUUUUGAUCUUAAACUUGACUCGCUGAUGUUAUGGUCGCAAGAUAUCCUACCUAAUACUUUGUUCCCGAGCCGAAUACGAUAAAACCAAACCAAAUCUUCGGUUUUAGUAAGGUACGUUAGCUUAGCCACAACUUAAGCGAGCCGCUCGAGUUUAAGGCGUAAAUAAAUAAUGGCCGUUUUUGACCAAUCGCGACCCGGAUUGAUCGCGGUUGACCGAUGGCGGUGUUAAGAUCUAAUUGGACCAAAUGCGAUUUAUCAGCGUAUCAGAGCAACGUCAAAAAUCGUUACAUUACUAAUAUAAUAACACCAGAAGUCGCGGGUUCACAUUGUUGAGCCUGUCGUGUUUAUCUGCAGAAACGCUUUAACUCAAAUCUGUGUAAUCUGUCCCGUAUAUAUUUAUUUGCAAUACUUAAGAUAUUUAGUAGCGAGUCAAUACAGUCGUGUUUAUCUGCAGAAACGCUUUAACUCAGUCUGUGUAUUAUGUCCCGUAAAUAUUUAUUUACAAUACUAAAGUAAAGUUAUUUAGUAGCGAGUCAAGACGGGUCAACAUGAUUCGGCUCGUAUAACCGGAAGGUUGAGGUAGGGGUAGGAUACGUCCCACCCCCCCCAUUAUUGACCUAGGAAUGGCAUAUAAAAUUUCUACGACACCUAGAUUAAUAUAAUAUAUUUAUAAUUAAUCACAUUAUAUAUUAUAUAUAUGAUAUGUAUCAGCGUGAUAUGUGUGGUACACAUGUUCCUGGUACUUAUACACAGCUGACAAUACGUUCAGCUUAAUAGUUUGACAAUGAAUUUGAGAUUCAGAUAGUGGCAGGUUACUAGCCCAUCUCCUAAGCGGAGAAUGCCUAGUUCAUUAGCCUUUCCCAUGACAGAUUUUUUCAAACUACAAACGCACAUUACGUAUUUUCUCAGCUACAGAUAAGCAUGGAAGCCUGCACUCGGUGAAUAUAUUUUUAAUUUUCUUUUUAAAUUUCUAGACGAUUCUCCAAAAAGUUAAAACAGACUAGGAAUUAUUAGUUAGUUGUACUGAUUCCCUACUCGGUUUCGGGAAAAAAGCGGACUGUUUUAAAAGCUUAUUGCUGGUUUAUCGGAAAUCCGUGAGAAUAGAGGGACUCCUGUCGCCUCAAGUUGGGCGAGUGUUGCGUUUGCAGCCCGAAGGCGGACCUGCGCAUGCGCUCGUCCUGCGCCUCUCGCGACGUACGCGCAGUGACGAAAAUAUUUGAAAUCGAUGUUGAUCGAUUUCAAAUAAAUCCCACAUCUUUUCAAUCUGCCAUUUUGACAGACAACCAAAUGUUGCCAGUUAAAAUAUGCAAAAAUAUCACAAAAAUAUACUUUUUAAGAUUUCCACAUGAAUCUUUCUCAUAUGAACGAUACAUACAUUCAUUCAAUCUAAAUAUCUACGUAGCCGAGUUGAAAAUCACCGUUCCCACACGGCCAAAUUAUGUUUGUCAAAAGUCUCGUAUAAAAUCAAAAGUCUCAUAUAAAAAUUUACUUAUCAGUUCAUAUCGUAUCUGCAAUCUAAAAGUUCGCUCGCUCGCUCGCUCAAUAUAUUGAAGUUAAGCGCAAGUCACCACUAAUUUAGUAUAAGAAUUUGUAUGUACUGUAGUAGGUACCUCUAUAAUUACCUAACACGAAAUCUUAUGCCUUUGACCAUGUUUCCUGGAUAGGACGAGUCAGGUUUUUACACGAAGCGACUCCUAUCUGAACUUCGCAACCUUGGCAGGUAAACAUAACCCAUAUUGGAUCCAUGGUUACAAACAUCCAGUUGCCUGAAUGGCAGUUUUGCCUUGCGAUGUUUUCCCUCACCGUAAGAGGUAGAACCCGAAUUAACCCACCAAUGUAAAUCAUCCAAAAUUGUACUUUUUGUGUCACAGAUUUCUUCAAAGUCCAUUUGUGUACCUAGGUCAUAUCAUAUCGUUCGGGUGGAUUAUUUAAGUGAACUGAAUUCAUUUUGGAAUAGUUCACGACAUUGAUAUAUAUGAUAUAUAUAUAUAUAAUAAUUUUUUUUUUCUAUUUUGUAAUAAAUAUUUCAUUAUCCUAACGAGUGACUCGCUUGUAUGCUGAUGUCAUUUUCAAAAGAUCCCUUAACAGAUCUACCUAUAACUGAAUAUUUUUUACAUCUAUAUGUGUAGGUGGCUCGGGGACAGUUAUAGGUAGGUUUGUUAGGUCAUUAGGGCGUGCAUCCUCAGGAUUAUUUGUAACUUAUUAGUAUAUAAUAGUUUGUCGAAUUAAUGACUUUAAAAUUUAACUUUGUACGCCCAAAUGAUAUAUAUCGCCUAGUUGCACAAAGUGUUAUAAAGUUGAAGAACAUUUUUAAUUAAAAGUUUAUUAAUACUACCGUACAUAGACUACAGAAGAAUGGAUAGUUUUGCUAAACAUAUCUGGUAGGAAAUGUGAAAAAAUAAAUUAUUAUUUUAGAGAGAAUUUUUGUGAGGUCAAAUAUCGGGUGUAAUUUAAAAAAAAAACAAGAAUUUAAGAUUGAGUUAGUGCAAGUAAGAAAAGCAUUGUUAAGGAGAAACGGAGGAUUAAGAAAUUCCAAGGGCCAAAAUCGACUGAUAAAUGUAAAUGUGAUACCAACCCAGCGGUGUAUGUUUGAAGAACGUUCAAUGUGAAAAUUUAAAAAUCGUGUACAAAAAAGUGUUUUUAUUUUGUGUAUGUAUAAUAUGAAAUCGGUUAAUUUACACACCGUACAUUGUCGUGUACAAAUUAAGACGAUACCUUAAUAUGUUUUCAAUCAUUUAUUCCCUUAAACCGAUUAAAUGGGAAUUAUGUGAAAUCUUAAUUUAGCUUUGUUGGUGCUGAGCCCCUCAUAACAAUUUAAGUAAAGAGGUAGUUGAGAUUUAGUUAAGGAUAAACUUUUUUACAAGUACGUUUGUUGUAUUUUUUAAAUGAUACAUUAAAUUAUUACACUCUGUUUAAGCGAGGUGAGCUUAGCAACUUUAAAACGUUAUAGAUUAAUUAGUAAUGUAAUUAAUUAUUAUGAUAUAAGUACUUAAUUAUGUCGUAAAAUUAAUCUAAAUCGUCCUUAUCGUACCUUAGCGUGGUUCGAUGUAUUAGUAUACGAUUUUAGCAAAUAGAUUUUUUUUUAUAGAUAAAUACAUUACUUUUAGUUUUCCAUUAUAAUAAUUACAAAUGCAUGUGUAAUUUUAAUUAUAUGGUUAAUCAUUAUGUAUAAGUUUGUGUACUUAGUGUAAUUUAAGUUAGUUCAAUUAUUCAUGAUUAUUUUAAGGACACGCUAUGCUAGUUUAGAUAAUGUUAAAUUUAUUACGAAAAAUGAAUGGUUUUUCUUAUUAUGUAAAACCUAGUGGUGUAUUUUUAAUAAAAUUUAAACGAUUUUAAUUCUUAUUGUGGCCAUCAAUGAGGAGCCCAGAAUUGUGUACAAAAUGCUUUUUAUUUUCUUAACGUUUAAUUUACUUCAUAUUUUUUCCAAUUGUUUCCAGUCGUCUACCAUUGAAACUGAAUCUUUAGUAAUAAUGUAAAAUGUUUAGCUUUUUUGGUGCUGAGCUCAAUAUUUUGGGCACAGAGCAAAGAGCGCUCGGCCAGUGCGGCGUUCCGGCCUCUGUGGUGGAAAAGUAACAGGGUGUAAUAAUUUUAGUUAAGUCUUAGUUAAUGAUAACAUUUUAUCACUAUUUUUUAUCUCUCUCGCUUGCUUUUUUUAAAUAUUAAACUGUAUCACACUGUUCAAGCGAGCAUAUAUAUGUAAUUUAGACUUCAGUAAUUAGUAAUCUAAUUAGUUAUUAUGAUAAAGAUACUAAUUUGGCUAAGUUGGUGCGAUGUAUUUCUAUACAAUUUUAGCAAAUAGUUUUUUUUUAUAGAUAUAUACAUUUCAUUUCCCAUUGUAAUAAUUACAAAUGCAUGUGUUACGUUAAUUAUUUAAUCAUGUCCGCUUGCUGACUGCGAUAUGGUAAAUCAUCAUGUAUAAUUUUAUGGACUUAGUAUUUUUUAAGUUGAUCAAUUAUUCAUUUGGCAACUUUGAGAUGCGAUGCUAGUUUACAUAAUACUAAAUUUAUUACGCAAACUGAAAGGUUAUUAUUAUGUGAACUGUAAUCGAGAAUAUUAUUACCCGUUUUUAUAUUUCUGCUCUUCUUCCACCUGCUUUUAGUCCUGGUUGCAUCCUCACCACUCUGGAAAAAGAGCCCUCACCGUAAGAAAUAUUAAAAAAAGUACCAAAAGAGUAUUCAAACGCUCUUGUUAUAUUUCUCAAUAAACCCCAUUAUUUUUAAGUUGAAAAGGAAUAUAAUGGCAGUUUUAUAUUCCGACCAAACAUUUUUUUUUAAUGAAAAAAAAAUUUUUUUAUAAUGCUGACCAGUACCAAUUUUAUUUUUAAUUAAAAAAGAAUAUAUACAUAUUCUAUUUAAUAUUUUGAACUAUCAAAAGAUGACAUCGACGAUAGUGAAUUGGCCUGUUGAACCUCAACACGUGUCUCGAUUGUUGCCAAUGGGUAAAUAGCUUUAGUUAAUACGCUUAUAAUACAUAAUUUACAUUGGCUUAAACAUGUAUGUACUUGGAAAUGUAGCCCACCAAAAUGAUAUCAUCAAUGUGUAUAUCAAUUGGCGGCAUCGUGUAAUGAUGAAAUUUGAAAUUCACUUUCAGUUGUGAUGAUGGGCCGAAAUUUCGCAAUCGUACCUAAAUUUUUUUGAAGAAUCUUUAGUUUUUCUUUUUCUCGCUUUGUAAGAAUAUGUCUUUGGGCCAGAUCCUUAAAUGAAAGUGAAUUAUUCAGCUAGAUUUAAGUAUACAUUCCCUGCGGUGGCUUCGUCUGACUGAUAACGAUUCCACGUCCAGCCACCUAGUAUGUAAGUGUAGCAAGUAUCAGAGGACUCCAAUCUCUUCGGCUAAAAGGGACACUGAUAAUGUCAUAAUAAAAAUGAUCCCUGCCAACGACU
This is a messenger RNA of Amyelois transitella, 11422 nucleotides long. Its product is annotated as protein RCC2 homolog. Bases 87 to 1526 code for a protein of 479 amino acids. The transcript is spliced from 12 exons. The record is from RefSeq and is a predicted model, not a curated record. NCBI's taxonomy places the organism in Eukaryota, Metazoa, Arthropoda, Insecta, Lepidoptera, Pyralidae.